AUGGAGGCGAAUUCCCCCACCACAGUUGCGGCCACCACAGCCGCGGCCAGCACCACAGCAACCACAGCAGCAGCAGUUUCUACCACAGCAGUCACGCCUACAGCUGCGCCAACGCCCAGCAGCGCCACAAUCGCGGCUGUCUCCACCACCACCAACAGUUUGGUCAAAACGCAUCACAAUGUGGUGACAGCCUCCAGCUGCGCUGUUACGCCCACCGCCCUGGCUCAGUCGCUGCCCCAAGUGCUUGCCUCGAGUCUGGCCGGCGCUGUCAAGAAUGAGGAUGUCAACAAUCUAUCGCUGGCCAGCGGCCUUUCAGACGGACAGCGCUCGCUCUCAGGCGCGCCGUCGGCUUCUUCGAGUCCCAUACUCAGUCCUCAGGGCAAGAUCUUUGGACGCAAUGCAAAUGGCACAAUGAUUACCACGUCGCGUCCAGGCAACGAGGCCGAGGUGCAGCUGUAUCGUGUGCUGCAGCGCGCCAGCUUGUUGGCCUACUAUGAUACGCUGCUGGAGAUGGGCGGCGAUGAUGUGCAGCAGCUAUACGAGGCGGGCGAGGAGGAGUUCCUCGAGAUUAUGGCGCUGGUGGGCAUGGCCUCCAAGCCGCUGCAUGUGCGCCGUCUACAAAAAGUGCUACACGAGUGGGCCAACAAUCCGGCGCUGUUCCAAGGUCACAUGCUGCCGCACCCACCUGGUCUCUUCGAGACGCCAACCAAGCCUGCGCUAGUAUUAAAUGCGGAUACUACGCCCACGCAGCCGCGCCAUAAAUUUCCAAGCUACGCUGCCGCCAGCAGCUUUCAAGCCGCGGCUGUGCCUGUAGCCAGCGCAGCUGCAGCGCCGCCUGUCUCCAAUCUAAUCUCACAGCUAAAUGCACCCGUGCUCUGUCCCAGCAUGCCGGCGCUACAGACCAACUCGCCCUCUCCCCUGUCCAUGCCCAGCAGCAACAAUACAAGCAGUCUGCCCGUGGCCGCCAGCACGGCGCAUCAGGUGUCCUCCAGUUCGCCGCAGCUGACGCCUGUGCUAACGGAACUGCAAGUGCAACGCAUUGCCGCCUGCGCUGCCAAGAUUGCCAGCCAGCUGCCGCAGCGUGAGCCACGUGCGCAGACUUCCAAGAAGCGCACCACGCGCGAGCUGGAGCAGGUGCUGGCCAUGAGCGAGCAGGAUCCGCGUCGCAUGGACGAGAUUCGUAAGUACUCGGCCAUCUAUGGUCGCUUCGAUUGCAAGCGGCGUCCGGAAAAGCCGCUCACGCUGCACGAGGUCUGCGUCAAUGAAGCUGCCGCGCAGCUUUGUCGUAAUCCGCAGACCAUUUGGCUGCUCACGCGCCGCGAUGAACUUUUUCCCUUGGCGCGUCAAAUUGUCAAGGAUGCGGGCUUUGGGCAUUCCGCCAGCAUUGCGCGUUAUGGCGGCUUGUUGUCGCAGCUGCCGGCGCAGGGCACGCAGCGUAGUACCACCAUUGAUGUGGACUGCGAGUCAAGUGAUGCCGCCAGCUUGCCAUCCAAGCGUCAGCGUUUGUCCUCCACAGAUGCAGCUCAGCUGCCCAUGGACUUGAAUCGGGAGACGGUGGAGGAUUCACGCUACAAUUUGUUUGCCAUGUACCAAAAGUUCGCCAAGCCACCAUUUGAUCUAACGGAAAUUGCAAAAUUCUCUCUGGGCAAAACGGCUGACUUUGAGGACAACGAUUCGCGCUUCUCCUUCAGCAACUCCAGUUCGCCGCCCAUGCCAGUCAAUGGUCUGGAAAGUGAACGCUCGCCCAACUCCACGCUGGACGGCAAAGCCAACGAUUGCUGCGACAGUCUCGAUCAUCAUGCCCAUGCUGAAACGGUGGAUCUAACCGGCGCUGGAGUGCAGGUCAUCUCUGCUGCGGGUGACAAUAUCAUCGCCGUGGCCAAUCCAGCGCUGGCGCUCAGUCCCACGCUCAAUGAAGUGCUCAAGCGCAGCGCAGCCGCCGCCGCUGCUGCCACACCAGAAGCUUAGAGCUUAGAGAAACCCCAAAAC
Molecule: messenger RNA, 1989 nt
Organism: Drosophila busckii
Lineage: Eukaryota; Metazoa; Arthropoda; Insecta; Diptera; Drosophilidae
Gene: nab
Product: NGFI-A-binding protein homolog
Exons: 6
Coding region: 1-1968 (655 amino acids)
Biological process (GO): negative regulation of DNA-templated transcription
Cellular component (GO): nucleus
Molecular function (GO): transcription coregulator activity; transcription factor binding
Source: RefSeq, a predicted model, not a curated record